Molecule: messenger RNA, 1283 nt
Organism: Anguilla anguilla (European eel)
Lineage: Eukaryota; Metazoa; Chordata; Actinopteri; Anguilliformes; Anguillidae
Gene: arl8ba
Product: ADP-ribosylation factor-like 8Ba
Exons: 7
Coding region: 101-661 (186 amino acids)
Biological process (GO): anterograde axonal transport; protein transport
Cellular component (GO): lysosomal membrane
Molecular function (GO): GTP binding; GTPase activity
Source: RefSeq, a predicted model, not a curated record
AGCACGCACUUCCUGUAGAAAAUUCACACAUAGCAUUCCCGGCUGGAGCUUUGAGGGAGACAGAAACAACAGUCAGUCGAAGUAGUUGUCUGGACUCACAAUGCUUGCGCUGAUAAACCGGCUUUUGGACUGGUUCAGGUCCCUAUUUUGGAAGGAGGAGAUGGAGCUAACCCUGGUGGGACUCCAAUAUUCUGGGAAAACCACCUUCGUUAACGUGAUUGCUUCUGGCCAGUUCAGUGAGGACAUGAUCCCAACAGUCGGCUUCAACAUGAGAAAAGUCACCAAAGGCAAUGUCACAAUUAAGAUCUGGGACAUAGGAGGGCAGCCGAGGUUCAGGAGCAUGUGGGAGCGCUACUGCCGAGGUGUCAAUGCCAUCGUUUACAUGGUGGAUGCAGCAGACCGUGACAAAGUGGAGGCCUCCAGAAAUGAGCUGCAUAAUCUCUUAGACAAGCCACAGUUACAAGGAAUUCCUGUGCUGGUGCUUGGCAACAAGAGGGAUCUCCCCAGUGCAUUGGAUGAGAAGCAGCUUAUUGAAAAAAUGAACUUAGCAGCCAUUCAGGACAGGGAGAUCUGCUGCUACUCUAUUUCCUGCAAAGAAAAGGACAAUAUAGAUAUCACUCUCCAGUGGCUUAUACAUCACUCCAAAUCCCGGAGAAGCUGAAGGACAGAACCCUCCAUCCCAGUCACGUCUGUUUCAGCCCCUAUCCCGCUCACUCUGUGAUGGUGUACAGUAGCCCUUCCUCUUCACCGCACUGUCAUGUCCCUGUAAAUUCUACCCACCAACCCCACGCGCACAUCCCCUGGUCCACUCUGCACACUGCUAAAAAUGUGUUAGCCUUCAGCCUACAGUUUAGAGUCUGAGAGUUGUCAUGAAUGCUUCUUGUGGAGAAACAUUCUGAGCUGAGAGACCCGACAUCUGACCCCAGCACCAAUGCCUUUCACAAAAAAAACGCCAAAUGUCUGGUGCUUUUUUUUUUUCUGUUUGUUUGUUUUUAAUAUCCCUCUUGUGUCUGUGAGUCAAGGAGCAGGUGUCAGAUAAUGUGACCCCAGGCCGUCUCGCCUCCUACAGCUGUAUCCUAAACAUUGCAGGGGGGGAGGGGGGGCGUGCGGUUUGGUGGGAUGGUAGGAGAGGGUUGCCAGUCGAUACAGUUGGACUUGGGGUAAUGUAGUGGGAUUCUGCCAAUAUUUUGUGUGUGUGUGUGUGUGUGUGUGUGUGUGUGUGCACAUGCGUUUGUGUUUUCUUGUUAUUUUGAAAUUGUACUUUCGUUUUAUAAACCUUUUUG